AAAUUAACAGUAUCGAUAGAUCUUCCUUCUCAACAUGAUGAGCAACAAGCUGUUAUUUGUACAGUUGGAACAUUAUGAACGCAGAUGGAGGAUCUGCUGGUUAAAAUGUAAAAUGUAUUGUAAAAAAUUAGUUCGUUGCAAAGCCCGCUAUCAGAAUGAAGUGUGUUGGAGUGUUAGCUUUGUUGAUUUCAAUACAAUGGAUUGGUAGAUUCAUAGAUUUACAACCUCGCGAAGUAGUUGUGCAAGAGAGUCAGCAAGAAUUUGUAAGCAACGGAGGUGCCGCUGAUGAAAUCCUGAACACUGAAAAUAAGCACUACGUGAAAGAUGGUAAUGCCCCAACUGAACCCCAAAAUGUUCACUUUCAUCCCACCAAUGAUACGGAGCGCGGUAAUGCCCCAACUGAACCCCAAAAUGUUCACUUUCAUCCCACCAAUGAUACGGAGCGCGUGGAUAGUAGCCAAACUACGACUCAGACAUACGUGGCAGACGACGCAGACUUGUCAUCGGAAUCAAUCAAUCAAUCUGAACCAUACUUUUUUAUAGAUCUAGAAAAUCUGUUGGAUCAAUCAAGUAAUGUGUUAGGUAACAUCUCCAAUUCUACUGCUAGUUCCAUUGCAUCCAUCACGUCAUCGUUAAAUGCCAUUUCUACGGCGUCUUUCGAAAUGCUGCCAAAGGUAGCUGAUCACGUAAACCUAAUAUACACAGGCCUCUCGAAAGUCGCUGGACCUGAUAUUGUCAUACGAAUCAUAUUGAUCAGAUCUUUACCAAGCAUUUUUCAUACCAUUACUUCCGCUGUAAAUGAACUAGAAUCUGCCAUUGGUGUCGAAGCAUCCGAAGCCCUGAAAAAAUUCAUUGUUAAUGUUAAAAGCUCACUCAAAACUAUUCUUCUUGUUCUAAAUGGUUUAGCCGAAGAAAAUGUAAAUAUUCUGGAAACCAUUCAAGAGAUCGCCAGGAGUGUUCAAUAUGUUGCUUCGUCUGUCACUUCGAUUUCAUUAACCAUUUAUGAGGCGAUUGAUCGCGUAAAUAAAAUCGUAGUAGAAGCUGUGAUUUCUUUGCAAUUGAUUUUUGCAGCCGUUUUGAAUGUGACUCAAUGGGUUCUUUCGUUAGGUGUUUCAAUUUUCUAUUCACUAGUUGGAAAUGAAAGCGAAAUUCUCGUCAUUCUGUCUCAAUUGACUAUUCUAAUAUCGAACACACUGGAAAAUGUGUCCAGAAUUUGUUCAGUCAUUUCGAUGAUACGCUCAGACAGUCUUGAAAAUAUAUUCGUCAAACUUGUGCCAUUAAUUCAAGAUUUAAAACAACUGGUGACCCUAUCAUACACUCCAAUAAGUGGCAAUGCCGCUAGCAUUGUCUUUAACAUUGACCAAAUACUGACAGACAAUUCCAAACAGCCUGUCGUAGAACUUAAGCAUGACACUGCGGGAACUAUUCCGGAAAUUCUAAACAAUUUGUCUGGUAAACUAAUCUCCCUUUCACCAGAUUUGUCAUCCGCAUUGUUUAGCUUGAACAAUUCGCUGAAAAUUAGUUCACAUUUCGGAUCAUCAGCUCUAAAAGUAAUCAGCAACAUCCUAAUACUUGUCCUUACAAGACUUACUUCAGUAAAUCAUACAGCUUCCGAGAUUCUGUCAUUGAUUUCAGAUUUGUUGGACGGAACAUUCGGUCAUCUGUUCGAUGUUUUAGCUAAAUUUUCCGUCUUAGGCGAUGUAAGCGAGUCACUUAAAGAGGCUGUAUUAAGCAUUCACAAUGCUUUGCGAUUGCUAAUCGAUUCCAUCAACUUUUCAAUCGUUUCAACAUAUUUGAAUAUAGAUGAAUCAAUUAAGAAUGUCGCAAAAACUUGCCAAAUUUUGAUCUCAUCAUUUUCCGCUAUAUUCGAGGUUGUGUCUCAAGCAAACAGAGAUAUUUCUAACAAACUAUCGGAAGUCAUUACGUAUCUGCCAUACAUUGUUUCCACUUUAGUUGUUGUCGUUCAAUUUGUACUUGGUGCAUCCAUUCCAAAGGUGUUAGUAACGUUUGGAAGUGUACCUUCCAAUUUACAAGAGUUAGCUCUUGCAAUAUCGACAAUUUUGCAAAGAAUUACAUCGAUUACGGCAAAUAUUACAUUAGCACAAAGUGGAACUGACGUCAACUACGGUGAAAUUAUUAGCAACAGUUUGUCGUCCGUUUCUGAACUAAAACUUUUAGCCUCAACUUCAUUGAGUGCAAUAAGUGAAGUUUUAGCUAAUGUUCAAGUGUCUUUGGAUGUUGGUAACGAUGUUGUUCAAUGAAUAAAGAAGAUUGAAGACUCUGAAGAACUUUUAGCAGUCAGUUGAAUUAGUUUCACAGACGGCAAGUACGUCAAUGAAUCUGUUAGUUCUUUCGUUUAAAUAUCUUUUUCUCAUGUACUUCCUUAGAUUAUAACGAAAUCAAUGGUCAUUUGUGUUGUCACUAUCUAUAAUGAAUGUUUAGAUUUAAUUUGAAACUGUAUUUUAGAAAUAAUAAAACUAUUGUGUGAAGAUAUCAUCUGA
Molecule: messenger RNA, 2501 nt
Organism: Bradysia coprophila
Lineage: Eukaryota; Metazoa; Arthropoda; Insecta; Diptera; Sciaridae
Source: RefSeq, a predicted model, not a curated record